AUUAUGCAGGCACAUACCGCGGCUGCAACGUGGAAUAUCAUUCGGCAUUAAUCAGGAAUGUCCGAAGAAACUAUUCAAAACAUGGAAAGGCUUGUAGACGACCCUUCCAAUGGCAUGAUGCUUAGGCGCGACAUCCACGAUACUGUGUCGGUAGCUCUGGGAUGCGUCUUCAUCAUACCGCCACAAAUUGCAGAGACUACAGACACCCUUGAGCCUACAGAAGCGAAAUGGAAAUCUCUUGAUUUAGUCGGUGUAAGCAUUUUAACCGUUGCCUUGACCUUAUUCAUCUUCGCUGUGACAUCCGGCUCCACAGAUGGUUGGGCAUCCGCAAUAGUGUUGGUCCCACUCAUUAUCUCGCUUUCAAUGGGGGUUGGGUUUUUUUACUGGGAAACACUUAUGCCAGUGGAAAAAGCUGCAAUACCACUCCGGACAUGGUUUUACCACAAUUUCUCCGUUCUUUUCGCCGUCGCACUCUUGCCAUUCUUUUGGUGGAGCACGGUGUUCACGAUUUUUACUACCCUAUGGCAAAAUGUGUUUCACUGGUCGGUGAUAUCAUCGGCUGUACACAUGUUCCCGAUCGGUAUCAUAGCCCUCACUAUGAGUUUCACCGGACCACUUUCUCGCAUUUUCAGUCCGAAAUGGAUCAUUCUCACUGGUCUGUCCUUGUGCAUGGUUGCGACGGUAUUGCUGGCACUCGGUGGAGGGAACCCCCAGGAUUAUUGGCCAUAUAUCUUCCCAGCUUUUACUCUAGGAAGCGGAGGGGCUAUGCUGGCCUAUACACAUACGAACAUUGCUAUUUUUCAAGCUGCACCUUCAUCCAUGGCCGGCACAGUUGGUGCCAUCUUUAAUGGCGCGCUUCAAUUUGGAUCAGCUAUUGGCCUCGCUGCUGUCAGCUCAAUAGAGACAUCCGUGGAAGCCACCUGUGGAGGUUCACUUGAGUACAGCGGUCGAUCCGCGGCCUUUUGGUUCCUCGUUGGACUUGUCGCUCUUGAAAUCAUUUCAGUAUCAAUCUUCUACGACCGCAGUACGGAUCACAUGGCCCAACCAAAACGCAGCGACCCCGUACAUGCUGCUCAACACAGCACACACUUUGACGAAAAGCUGAACGAUGUAGAGGUGAAAAAUAUGGUAUAGCGAGCGACAAAGCUGACCUGGCGGAUUUACUUGUGUAGUUUCUAUUUCUUUUGACGACUGUUCCUUUUGACGACCGUUUUUGUUGACGACUUGCAAGGUAGAUGCGUUUUUCAUUCGACUUUUGGGGUACGAUUAGAGCAUAGCAGACUUCAUACAGUUUUUUCCCAUACACUACACAUCUGGCCAUGGGUAGACCGGCAGACUG
Suillus paluster is the source of this 1339-nucleotide messenger RNA. RefSeq names its product major facilitator superfamily domain-containing protein. The record is from RefSeq and is a predicted model, not a curated record. Gene Ontology annotation, cellular component: membrane. NCBI's taxonomy places the organism in Eukaryota, Fungi, Basidiomycota, Agaricomycetes, Boletales, Suillaceae. The transcript is spliced from 5 exons. Bases 58 to 1134 code for a protein of 358 amino acids.